Mangifera indica (mango) is the source of this 1514-nucleotide messenger RNA. Its product is annotated as transcription factor GTE1-like. Bases 96 to 1289 code for a protein of 397 amino acids. The record is from RefSeq and is a predicted model, not a curated record. Gene Ontology annotation, molecular function: protein binding. The transcript has 9 exons. NCBI's taxonomy places the organism in Eukaryota, Viridiplantae, Streptophyta, Magnoliopsida, Sapindales, Anacardiaceae.
AGUAGCAACUAAUGAGCCUUGAAAAUUCUUCGGCCUUCUGCGUGUCGUUGUAGUAUUGUUCCACAGCCUAACCUCUAACGUCGCUCUUCUUGCAGAUGGAUCCAACGACCGCAUUGAAUCCGAAUGAAAAAAGUGUGGGACAUGGAAAGAACAAUGGUAAUGCGGCAGAAGUUGAAGGUUUUAGCAAAAACAUUGAAGAAAUAUUGCAGAGAGUUUCUCAGCUUGAGCAAAAAUUGAAUCAGGUUGAACAGUUCUACUUGAAUAUGGAGAAUAUUCAACCAAACACUUCAAAAAGUAGCUCAGUUUUGAAGGAGAAAGUUAAGGAGAGACAUAUUAGUAGCACUGAUAAGCAGCAGCUGGAUGCAGCACUCAGAGAAGAAGCUUCUGCACGGAGAAUGCAAGGGCUUAAGCGCCAGUUUGGCACGAUAUUUCGUCAGUUGCAGAUCACUCAGCUCAAGUGGGCGGGGCCUUUCAUGGAUCCUGUCGAUGUAGAAGGCCUUGGUUUGCAUGACUAUUAUGAGGUUAUUGACAAGCCAAUGGACUUGGGUACAAUAAAAACUAAAAUGGAUGCUAAGGAUGGUAACGGAUACAAGAAUGUCAGGGAGAUAUAUGCUGAUGUCAGGUUGGUUUUUAAGAAUGCAAUGAAAUACAAUGACGAAAGGCAUGACAUUCAUGUAAUGGCCAAAUCUUUGUUGGAAAAAUUUGAAGAAAAGUGGCUGCAACUUUUGCCAAAAGUCGUGGAAGAGGAGAAAAGACGGGAAGAGGAGGAAGCAAAGGCACAACAAGAUAUGCAGAUCAAUCAAGAAGUUGUUCAUGCUAACAUGGCUAGGGAUUUAAGCAGUGAACUUACUGAAGUUGAUAGUCAAUUGGAGAAGCUCAGAGAAUCGGUGGUUCAGAAGUGUAGGAAAAUGACAACUGAAGAGAAGAAGAAACUUGGAUUAGCUCUUACUCGACUAACCCCGGAUGAUCUCAGUAAGGCAUUGGAGAUUGUUGCUGAGAGUGACCCUAACUUUCAAGCAACAGCCCAAGAAGUGGACUUAAACAUGGAUGCUCAGAGUGAGACGACAUUGUGGAGGCUAAAGGUUUUUGUACAAGAAGCACUAAAAGUUGGAAGCAGGAGUUCUGGAGAUAUUGGUGGCAACAACAACAAUAACAAUGCUGAUAAAAACGAAAACGACAACGGCAACAAAAAGAACAAUAACAAGAACAAUGCUAAACGAAGAAGAGAGAUUUGCGAUACUCUCACCAAGACUGCAGCAAAGAGGAAUAAGAAGUUCCCAAAUACAUGAGUAAUCCCCUUGCACUUAGGUAUGCGGUUUUUAAGUGCUGAAAGUUAAACAUAUUCUAGUUCUGAUUUUGAUCCAUCUUUUUGGCCUUGUAAAUGCCCUCAUGAAGAGUUUUGGACCAAUGUGUCAGACAUUAAUGCUAUUGUAUAUUCUCUUCUAUGUGCUUUUUCCAGAUUCGGGAUUAUUGAGCGUCCUCUAAUGGACGGCCUUGAUUAAGGAUCUUCACCA